CUAUGCCGCCUGAAUCGAAACGAUUCAUUCUUUCACACGCAAGCACGCAGAACUUGGAGCAUUGGCGGACUUGAACAUCACUUCGGCCCACGGCCUACCUGAGGGUGAUGCGAAUGCAAUCCCUACUCUCGUUACCGAUGACGCCAAGGACACCUGAAAACCUGAAAAGCUGCACGGGUCAAGUCAAUGCCACGAUCAUCCCUCCGCUACUCGGACUUGGAGGCUACUGUCUCUGCUAUGGCAGGUCAUUACGGCCAUUCAAUAUAAGCAUGGGAAUUUGCUUCUCUAAACAUGGCCGCGUACAGGAUUUCCUCCGGCAUGUAUUGCUACUUGAUAUGGCUCACCUGGACAUCCUGCUGACUGCACUUCUACUCAUCAGCUUUGGUGAUCAGAAGUGCGGUCCAGAAUCAGGCGGAGUAGGUUGCGUGAAUCGAUAUGCUGCUGUGAUGCCAUACCACUUCCAUCGAGCGCCCGUAUUCGCAAUCAAUAUCACAGAGGAUAGAGAGGUCUGGCUCAUGGGUAAUGGGAGGAUCUCGAGAGUCAGGUGGGAGUUGGAAGGUAUCGAGUUGAUUACAGGAAGAUGA
This is a messenger RNA of Pseudocercospora fijiensis CIRAD86, 584 nucleotides long. RefSeq lists its product as uncharacterized. NCBI's taxonomy places the organism in Eukaryota, Fungi, Ascomycota, Dothideomycetes, Mycosphaerellales, Mycosphaerellaceae. The transcript is spliced from 4 exons. The coding region runs from base 108 to 584 and encodes 158 amino acids. The record is from RefSeq and is a predicted model, not a curated record.